AUGGAUGCUGCUGAAGUUAAAUCAGGGGAUUACCCACCAAGACUUUACCCUGAAGGGUCUUCUAACCUAGAUGGUAAAGUUAUUAAUCACAAUUUCCAUCCAGGGCAUUUCCCCCAUGUUAGAGAAACAAUAGGACUUGAUGUGUGGGAAGAACUGGUGAACUCUCCCAUUGGAGUAGUUGCUAGGCUAGCGGAACGCGAAAGCAUGUGGUCUGGUAGGACCGUGCACUAUCUACUGUGUAAACAGCUGCGAGUUAUAAAGAAGGAGAUAUCAGGUUUAGCUUGCUCGAGUUUGGUGCGUGUGAGGAGAAUUAUUUUGAAGGACUCAAUUGAAGAGAUGUUUUCUAUUUGGCCGGGUGAAGAUGACAACCCACAACUCGUUAGGUUGAUAACAGACAUACAUUCAGGUAGAUUUGUGAAAGGUUUGUGGGAAGUGCAGGGGAAUGCAAAGGGGGAGGGGAAUGAGAAGAAGAGAAUGAAGGGAGGAGUUUCGUCAGAAGCUGAGCCACCCACUAAGAAGCAGAAGAAAGUUAAGACACAGAAUGAGUCUGAAGCUGAUGCAGCGGGAAAGGGUUCUGGCGAGAAGGAAGGUAGUAAAGAGUUGGAGUUGGAGAACAAAGCGACUCUAACGACCAUUGUGAGUACUCUGGAUAUUAUUUCCAGAAAAUUUGAUCAGGUUGACUCACGGUUAGAAGCUUACGAGUUAGACCGGAACAGACCACUGAUGGACCAAAAGACCAUUGAUGACAGGGCUACUAAGGAUGAUAAGGCUACCAAAGAUGAUAAGGCUGCUAAGGAUCCAGCCUAUGGACGCGGCUGCAGGCGCAAGCGUAUUGUUAAGGGUGAGGAUGCCGAUGAGAAGAAAAAAGCAACGCAAGCAGAUGCUGCGUUUAAGAGGAAGGAGAAGGCUGAGACUAAGAAAAAAGCUACUGAGGAUAAGAAAAAAGAGGCUGAAGCUAAGAAAAAAGAGGCUGAAUCUAAGAAAAAAGUACAACCUGAUGUAGAGGACAGUUCAUUGGCUGAUAUAACUGAAGAAGUUGUUGCAGAACAGAACGAAUUCGCGCCGGAGUCUGAUGUCGAGAAUUCUGAAGUGUUUCUUCAUCAGGCAGUUUCUUCAUCAUUAGUUUUUCCGAACGUAGGACAUAAUGGAACGACGUGCAUGAGGAAGAAUGUUACUCCUUCAUCAGCAAUAUAUAACCCUCUAGCGCCUGUUGAUCCGGCGCUAUUGGAGAAACUUAUGCAACACAUCAAGGCAAUUACACCCAAAACACCAGAGCACCAGCAUGUCGUGGUGUAUAUGAACGUCCUCAUUAAAAGGUCCAUGCGAGAGCCCACUCUAUUCUGGUCCAAGCGGAUUGCCUUCGUUGACGUUUGGUGGCAAAGUUAUUUGAUUCACGAUUACGCUCAGUUCAAGAUGAAACCCACAAUGUUUAUGUUCAAAGGCAAUGGUUAUGAAGAUAUGAUAAAUGGUAGGAUUCCCGAUCAUUGUCGAAUAAACUUGAAGUGGUAUGAAGAUGUGGAUCACUUGUACGGAUGUCUUCAAGCCGGCGGAAAUCACUGGGUUGCGUAUCACGUGAAUCUGAAGAAGGAGAAGAUUGAUUGCUACGAUCCAAUCUUUGGAGAGAACGCUAUUUCGUUGCUAGAUGCGCUAUUUGAAGAGAACUUGGGCAAUCGGAGGCGACAAGCCUCCGUGGAUGUUAACAAGAGUCUAGUGUGA
This is a messenger RNA of Brassica oleracea var. oleracea, 1716 nucleotides long. RefSeq lists its product as uncharacterized. The record is from RefSeq and is a predicted model, not a curated record. Gene Ontology annotation, biological process: proteolysis. Bases 1 to 1716 code for a protein of 571 amino acids. Gene Ontology annotation, molecular function: cysteine-type peptidase activity. NCBI's taxonomy places the organism in Eukaryota, Viridiplantae, Streptophyta, Magnoliopsida, Brassicales, Brassicaceae. The transcript is spliced from 7 exons.